Messenger RNA from Adineta ricciae, 1992 nucleotides. The record is from the annotation of a GenBank genome assembly. Lineage: Eukaryota; Metazoa; Rotifera; Eurotatoria; Adinetida; Adinetidae.
AUGAUCGACGGUCAAACGCGUCGAACACAUAUUUAUAUAAGUAUGCAGCAGUCUGGUCUCCUCUGCGCUGUCAAUGUUCCACCUACAGAGACACUCGGAGUCCAGGGACAACGUGUACGACCUCAACCAGACUCAUUUUGGUCCUACUAUCCUGGAGACGUCGGAACACUUUCUAAGAAAACAACUAGUUGGCGACCCCAAACUUCACGUAUCACUCGAGAUAACAAAGAUUACAUGACCGCUUUAGCUCGAGGAAUAUCACGUGGAGAAAAACAACCAGCUGCAUACGAAACAAACGAAAUCUUUUCCUCACGUUGGCAUCAGCGUUCAUCGAACAAUACACUUCGACCAAGCACAGGCAAAUCAAAUAUUAUAGGAAAUCGACUACCAACCUCGUCAACUGAUCGGAAAGUAUCUGCGAUAAGUCUUCCAGAAACGAGUAGACCAACAACAGCACCUGUAGCUACUGAAAAACGAUCUCGGCGAAUUAGUGCGGCUCGAGUGAAACUAAUCGUUGCACCUCGCGCAUCAGUACCAGGGCCAGCAUCUUCUUCUCCCGUAACAGCAGUACCAUAUCGAAUUCCACGUUUAGCAGAAGCCUCGGGAAAUUUUGAGAAUCUAUCGGAUUCGACAUUUCAACCUCUUCCCGGUAGUCUGAAACCAUCACUUCUUAAAAGUGAUGGCCAUUUCGUUCAUCAACUAUGUCUGAAUACGAAUGAGAAUAGUCUUGAACAGUUGAAUACCAGUCGCGAUAGUUUUCUUGAUACAUCCAAUCGUAGUCGAUUGAGUGAAACUACUGUUGUCAAACGAGACUCGUUCGAAAGAACUGAAAGUGAUCAAGAGGACAACAGGAUUGACAGUCUUCCUAGCUUUCAACAGACUGUAAACGACGAGCAGGUCGAAGCUGUUGAUGAUUUACCGAAUAUUCAAUCUCCGGAUGAUGAUGUCGAAGAAAAUGAUCGACCUCCAACUGAACGCGAAGACGAUGAAGAUAUUCUCGAACGUGAAAAGAAUAUCGAUGAAUAUUCUUUCGAUAUAACACCUGAUGCAUCUACAGAUGUCUACGAUUAUCCAAAUCCAUUCACGGAAGAAUACGACCAAGUGAUUGCCGCCCAAUCACAAUAUCAAUCGAAUAAUGUGAACAUCGAACCAAAUUUACGAGAUCUGUAUCGUGAUACUAAGAUUAAACCGGACCCAAAUCCAAAUAUCAAAGCUGUUUUCGAGAAAUGUGUUAAACUAGCCAGAUUACAAACAAAUACAAUUAAAGGAGAACAACGUCGACGUCAAAAUCUAAUUGCAUACAAUCGUCUAAUGAAGAGCACUGCUUUUGAUGCAAGUUCAACAAAUUUAUCUGGAAAUUUUCCAAAUAAAACCAAUAACAAUAAUAAUACUGACAAAGAUAGUCGAGAAUUGAAUGAACUCAAACGUGAAUUACGUUGUAAUGAAUGCAAACGUAUUACAUGUCUUGGAAAUUGUGCACCCGGCCAAAACUAUCAUCUAUAUAAACGUGUGGUUUCAUCAAUCUCAGCUCAAGCGCUGUCAUCACGACAACUAUCAGCAACUUCUGGGUCACUCAACAAUCGCGAUCAACAACGCUGUAAACAUGGUUACGUAUCAUGUCCGAUAAGCUCCUGUCGAUCGGCAAGUGAUUUAGGCAAUAGUAAUGUGAUGUUAGCAAGUCUGAGUAAUAAUUCAACAAAUCGUGUUCGAUCAUCGAGAACGACGUUCACGUAUGGUCAAAAAAAUCAACGAUCUUCAGUUGAUUUACGUCCACGUUCCGUUCGUCAAACAUCACGAGAAGUGAAAAUGAAAUUCGAACAAGCGAAUUUAACUCCAGUUGUUGUCGUACCUCUAUUCGAAGAUGAAUCUCGAUCGAUACUAGCAAAACAUUCUCAAUCACGAACAACAAAUGAACUUUUACCUGGAAAGUCGUUUCGUUCCCAACGAAGAGAUUCAUUAACCAUCAUCUCACCACAAAAAAUGACGAGUUAA